CUUCAGGAGAGUGCUCACUGUAGACUUCUUCAGGUCCUAUAGAGCCAUAUGUGAGGGAAUAGGCGGGCUGGGGCUUAGGGCACAUUAGCACUGACAAUCCCAAUUCCCAGGAGGAUUAUUAGGAAAUGCUGACUGGAAAUAAAGCGUCGUCCCCCUCCACACAGAGCAGGCGAGUGAGCGGAGAAUGUCCAUACAUGGCACCCAGGUGGCACUCUCACACAGCGGCCCGCUCUCCGCCCCCGCCCAGUCUCUGCCCCCGUACAGCCGGCUCUCUCCGCCGCAGCCAAUCGGCUCAGUGCAGCCCGCACUCCGGCGCAGCUCGUGUGGCGCACACGGCUCAUCCCCUCCCGGCGGCCGGGGAGCGCGUCUCUUCAGCCCGCAGCACUACAGGACACGGGGGUCCCAGUCCGAGCCGCAGCAUGUCGGGCCCCGGGCCGCAAGGGGAGAAGCGGGGGGAGGACUCUGGGGUGCUGCUGGAGUUGCUGGGGGACAAGCUAGUGACGGCGGAGCGGGAGGAGGUGGACGUGCAGUCUCUGGGCUCCCGGGUGUCCAUGGUCGGGCUGCUGUUCGGCUGCGGGAUGAGCGCUCCCUGCCUGCAGCUCCUGCCCAGCCUCAGCGACUUCUACUCCAAGACCCGGGACCGUCUGGAGAUCGUCUUCAUCUCCUCAGACCCCGACCAGAAGAAAUGGCAGCUCUUCCUCAAGGACAUGCCCUGGCUGGCACUGCCGUACCAGGAGAAGCAUAAGAAGUUAAAACUUUGGAAUAAGUACAGAAUUUCCAACAUCCCCUCACUUAUCUUUAUUGAAUCAUCUUCAGGGAAAGUUGUAUGUAGAAAUGGCCUCUUAUUAAUAAGAGAUGAUCCAGAAGGUCUAGAGUUCCCUUGGGGUCCAAAGCCCUUCAGUGAAGUUAUUGCAGGUCCUUUGCUCAGGAACAAUAGCCAGUCCCAAGAUAGUAGUACUCUGGAAGGCUCCUUUGUGGGUGUAUAUUUCUCUGCACAUUGGUGUCCUCCAUGUCGCAGCCUGACCAGAGUUCUAGUGGAGUCUUACCGGAAAAUUAAGGAGUUGGGGCAAAAGUUUGAAAUUGUUCUAGUUAGUGCUGACAGAUCUGAAGAAUCGUUUAAACAGUAUUUCAAUGAAAUGCCUUGGCUGGCUGUUCCAUAUAGUGAUGAGGCAAGAAGGUCACGGCUGAACCGAUUAUAUGGAAUACAAGGCAUUCCUAAUCUCAUUAUAUUGGAUCCAAAAGGAGAGGUCAUUACAAGGCAAGGGAGAGUAGAAGUUCUUCGUGACAUUGACUGCAAAGAGUUUCCGUGGCACCCUAAACCUGUGUCGGAACUGACAGAGUUAAAUGGCGUUCAGCUGAACGAGGGUCCCUGCCUUGUUCUUUUUGUAGACUCUGAGGACGAAGGCGAGUCAGAAGCAGCAAAGCAGCUUGUUCAACCCAUAGCAGAAAAAAUUAUAGCACAAUAUAAAGCCAAAGAUGAGGAAUCACCACUACUGUUCUUUGUUGCCAGUGAGGAUGACAUGACGGACUCCCUGAGGGAUUUCACUAACCUCCCAGAAGCUGCACCUCUGCUGACCAUACUAGACAUGUCUGCCCGAGCAAAGUAUGUCAUGGACGUGGAGGAAAUAACGCCAGAUAUUGUGGAGAAUUUCGUCAACGACUUCCUAGCAGAAAAACUGAAACCAGAGCCAAUUUAAUAAGAUCUUCAUCAGUAUUUAUGCCUUGCAUAAAAAGUUAUUAUUUAAGAACACAACUGCUUAUCCUCUUGCCAUAAGGAUUUUAACAUGUUAUCUCUCCAGAGAACGCCUUGUCAAGGUGCCUUUUGUGUCUUGGUUUUAAAAACUGAUGUCUACCAGAACUGUCCUGUUGCCAAAUGCCUCUUCAGAAAGCAUCACCAUGUACAGCACCAUCGUUACUUUGUAUUCCGAGCCUGGAUUUGUAUCUGCCACUUAAGUCAUCAGCACUAGACCCUAAACCUUUAUCAAUAAGAAUUCCCUUUAUUUGGGUUUCAUAUGAUAACUGGGUUUGUAGUAAAUGUUAUCUUUCAGAAUUGGAUUUGUUACCUGUCUGCACUAUCAGGUUCUAUCUACAUUUAUUAUGCAUUCACUUGUUUUUGUUUUUCACAUGCAGUUUUAUACAGUAUCUGUUUCCUUGGCUUGAUGAUUUUUGUAUGUCCUGGAACCUUGUGGUAUGGUGAACAGGGAUUCACACAUCAGUAUUCACUGCUCAUGUUUGAAUGGUAUUAGCAGUGCUGUGUCCAUGACUUGCCUGGCUUUCACAACUCCUACCAAUUUAUCGCUGACUUGCCAUUUUCUUUACUUGUGUUGUCACCAAGUGUUCACCUCUUUAUGUAAAGCACAAACCUGAUAAUCAUCUGUGGGUAUAACAUUGUUUUGUAUUUGGCAUUUACAGUAAUGUUACCUUCUGUAAAUCCCAGAACUAGAAAAGCGUGAGACCUUGUUAACAUAACAUUUUGGCCUUUCAUUGGAAGUAUAUAUACAUGCAGAGGACCACUAAUAUACCUUAGGUGGAAGGAGUAGCGAGUCUCACUGUAAAGAUAUACAGUAGGAUAUGCGGACUGCUCCGAGAAGAAGGCACUGUGAAGGGUCUAAUGAUGUAACUGUCCACAUGUGGAUAGUUACUGUAUAUGAAUAUUGUAUUUAUGGUACCUCUCCAUAUAGGGAUUGUUAAAUCAUCAGAAAUUCCCUGGGGAAGUCAAUCUUGUUUCCACUCUUCCUGAGCGACUUCCAGAGUUGUGUUACUGCUUACUUCAUUUACAUUCAAAAUGUGUUUGUCAGAUGGCUGUCUGUAGCACCCCCUCUCUGGACGAACCUUAGGAGGAAGAGGGUAAGAAUGUAUUUUUACUUCUGGUUCAGAAAGCUGCCAUACUUAGGCAUCUGUCACCUAUAGGCCAACAUGUUUAAAUUCUACUUUUAUUAGUUCCUGGAGGUAUGAAAUAGUGUACUCUACUAUGCUGUUCCAUACUUUGGCCAAAAAGAGACCAAAAAGACAAUUUUUUGGCCUCAAUCUGACAAUGGACUUGUUUAGUGUAUAAGUAAGGACCUUGCCCAAUGUAGGUGCAAAACCAGAUGUGAACAGGGCUUUAUCAUUUGUAGGAUUCAUUAAGUCCACCCAUCAUCAUAAGUUACACAUAAUACUUGGAAUGUUACCAUAACUUCUGCCCAACUGAUAAAUCUUCUUCAGCGACUUAUUGGCACAGUGUUUUUUGUUUUGUGUUUUUUUUUUUUUUUUGGACCUUGCAUUGAACAAGGUAUGCAAGUGAAUGUAACCUGGUGAGUGGAAACGUCUCUGACCAGUCUAAUCUGCUGUUUUGUCGUGUUUGUUAUUCUUAACCAAAACAAUAAUCUUAACAGGAUGGAUACUUAAAGUUGUGUUGUGACACUGCUAGAAGUGAUAUGCCUGGCUUCUUGCCCAGUCCGCUGAUCUACAUACCAUAUAGAAUAGAUUGAUGAUUCCAGGUAUUGGUUACUGUGUUCCCUAAACAAACAGAUAAAAUGGUUUCAAUAAAGUGGUCUUAUGUGUAA
Hyla sarda is the source of this 3545-nucleotide messenger RNA. It is a transcript of the gene NXN, whose product is annotated as nucleoredoxin. Gene Ontology annotation, molecular function: thioredoxin-disulfide reductase (NADPH) activity. The transcript is spliced from 8 exons. NCBI's taxonomy places the organism in Eukaryota, Metazoa, Chordata, Amphibia, Anura, Hylidae. The record is from RefSeq and is a predicted model, not a curated record. The coding region runs from base 126 to 1697 and encodes 523 amino acids.